Penicillium longicatenatum is the source of this 261-nucleotide messenger RNA. RefSeq lists its product as uncharacterized. The transcript has 2 exons. NCBI's taxonomy places the organism in Eukaryota, Fungi, Ascomycota, Eurotiomycetes, Eurotiales, Aspergillaceae. The coding region runs from base 1 to 261 and encodes 86 amino acids. The record is from RefSeq and is a predicted model, not a curated record.
AUGAUCUAUACUGACCGCAACAUCCACAAUACGGCAUGCAAUCACAGUAUUCAUAACAGCCCUUCCCAGGAGGAAAAUGCUCACCACAUGCCCGGCAAAUUGGAUCGCAUUUGUGAGUGGCAGCUACCAUCUUUCCACAUUAGGAGGGAUGCAAACAUGCGAGUGGGGAAGGGGGAGGAGGAAGAGGAGGAGGAGGAGGAGGAGGAGGAGGAGGAGGAGGAGGAGGAGGAGGAGGAGGAGGAGGAGGAGGAGGAGGAGUGA